CGGAGAGGCGGGGACAGCAGACAUGGUAGUGAGGGGGGCGGGGGGAGCCGGGGAUUCCGUGCUGCACUCAUUUACUAUACGGCUUAUCAUUCAUUGCCUGGCAGAGGAGAGGGGGGUGCAGCAUGCAGGCUGAGCACCUGGGGGACACUGUGUGGCCCUUGCUGACAGAUGUGAUGGGGACACUGUGUGUGGCGGUGUAGUGUGGCUCCUGGGGCGAGCUUGCUAGACGGACGACAGUGCUGUGUGAUCAGUGCCUUAGGAGAUCUCCUGUACACCCAGGAAGAGGGCUGAGGAGUCCGGUACACCCAGCCCCCCAACUGCUGAUCUUCAUCCUCCUACCCCCUUCCAUACGGCCUUCAUCUGACAUGUGACAGCUCCCGAGCCUCCGCAAUGUUCCGACAAAUCUGCAACCGCCUGUGCCCUGGAGAAGAGAACCGCGUGGGAACACGCACAGUGUACGUGGGACACAGGCCAGCUUUGGAAACAGAUUCUUACAUUGCACCAAAAUUCUGCGAUAACAGGAUUGUCUCAUCUAAGUACACUGUGUGGAACUUCAUUCCAAAAAACCUGUUUGAACAGUUCAGAAGAAUUGCGAACUUUUAUUUUCUUAUAAUCUUCUUAGUUCAGGCAAUUGUUGAUACACCAACAAGCCCAGUAACAAGUGGCCUUCCCCUUUUUUUUGUUAUCACAGUAACAGCUAUCAAACAGGGCUACGAAGACUGGUUAAGACACCGAGCUGACAAUGAGGUUAAUAAGAGCACAGUGUACAUCAUUGAGAACUGUAAGCGCGUCAAGAAAGAAAGUGAAAAAAUUAAGGUUGGGGACAUCGUAGAAGUGAAAGACGAUGAAACUUUCCCUUGUGACCUCAUCCUGCUGUCUUCCAGCUUCAGUGAUGGCACCUGUAGUGCUACCACAGCCAGUCUUGAUGGAGAGUCCAACUUCAAGACCUAUUGUGCUGUCCGGGAGACAUCCACUAUGUGUACAGCUGAAGCUGUUGAUGGUCUUACAGCCACCAUUGAAUGUGAACAACCCCAGCCUGACCUUUACAAAUUUGUUGGAAGAAUGAACAUAUACAAUAACCAGGAAGUUAUAGCAAGGUCUUUGGGACCAGAUAACUUGCUACUAAAAGGGGCAACUUUGAAAAAUACGCAGACAGUUUAUGGUGUUGCUGUAUAUACUGGCAUGGAGAGCAAAAUGGCUUUGAAUUAUCAAGGAAAAUCUCAGAAACGAUCAGCUGUUGAAAAGUCAAUAAAUGCUUUUUUAAUAGUCUAUUUGUUAAUCCUGCUCUCCAAAGCAUCAAUCUGUACUACUCUAAAGUACGUAUGGCAGAGUAAUCCUGCUAAUGAUGAGCCAUGGUACAAUGAGAAAACGCGCAAGGAGAAAGAGUCAUUCAAGCUCCUGAAGAUAUUCACAGAUUUCUUGUCCUUCAUGGUCCUAUUCAACUUCAUCAUCCCUGUUUCAAUGUAUGUUACUGUAGAAAUGCAGAAAUUCUUGGGAUCUUUCUUUAUUGCAUGGGAUAAGGAGAUGUAUGAUGAGGAAAUGAAGGAGGGAGCUUUGGUCAACACAUCUGACCUAAAUGAGGAACUUGGGCAGGUGGAGUAUGUUUUUACAGAUAAAACUGGGACUCUCACAGAAAACUCUAUGGAAUUUAUUGAAUGUUGCAUCGAUGGCUACAAAUACAAGGAAUCUGCAGACGUGACAGACGGCCCUGUGGGAACCUUUGGGGCAGCUUCUCGGGAUAGGGAGGAGCUGUUCCUGCGUGCUCUUUGCCUUUGCCACACUGUGAAGAUUAAAGAAGAAUCUCAAACAGAUGGCCCAAUUUCCAGCUCCGAAAAUAAAUGUGCUUACAUCUCCUCUUCUCCUGAUGAAAUUGCACUGGUGGCCGGAGCCAAAAAGCACGGGUUUACAUACAUGGGGACUGAAAAUGAUUUCAUGAAAGUAAUAAACAAAAAUAAUGAAAUGGAGCUCUACGAACUUCUACAUGUGCUGAACUUUGAUCCAGUCAGACGGCGCAUGAGUGUUCUUGUAAAAGCAAACACAGGACAGAUUUUCCUUUUCUGCAAAGGAGCCGAUUCUUCUGUGUUUAGCAGAGUGGCGCAUGAUGAGGUUGAGCGGGUUAAGGUACACGUGGAACAGAAUGCUUUGGAUGGAUAUCGUACUUUGUGUGUGGCUUUUAAAGAAUUUACUGAAGAGGAGUAUGACAAAAUUAACAAGCAGCUAACUGCGGCAAAAAUGGCUUUGUACAAUAGAGAAGAUGAACAGGCCAGAGUGUUUGAUGACAUAGAAGAUGGAAUGCACUUACUUGGAGCUACCGCAGUAGAAGACAGGCUCCAGGAGCAAGCAGCAGAAACAAUUGAAGCUCUUCAUGCAGCAGGAAUGAAAGUUUGGGUGUUGACAGGUGACAAAAUGGAGACUGCUAAAUCCACAUGCUAUGCUUCUAAACUGUUCCAGAAUAACACUGAAUUGCUGGUACUGACGACCAAAAUUCUAGAAGAGUGUGAAAGGAAAGAAGAACGCUUGCAGGAACUGCUCAAAGAGUAUAAUCGGAAACUGGUACAAGAGGCCCCAAAAGUUAAAGGAAGUAUUAAAAGGAGCUGGUCAGGAAACCAAGAUUAUGGCUUGAUAAUUGAUGGUUCCACUCUGUCCCUUAUACUGAAUUCCAACUGUAGCUCCAGCCAUUAUAAGAACAUGUUUCUGCAGAUAUGCCAGAAGUGUACUGCAGUCCUAUGCUGCCGUAUGGCACCAUUACAAAAAGCACAGAUUGUAAAAAUGGUAAAAAAUACCAAAGGAAACCCCAUCACGUUGUCUGUGGGAGAUGGAGCAAAUGAUGUUAGCAUGAUUUUAGAAGCACAUGUUGGAAUAGGCAUUAAAGGAAAAGAAGGCCGCCAAGCCGCAAGAAACAGUGAUUAUGCUGUGCCAAAAUUUAAGCACUUAAAAAAACUUAUUUUAGCUCAUGGGCACUUGUAUUAUGUGAGAAUAGCUCACCUUGUGCAGUAUUUCUUUUAUAAGAACUUGUGCUUCAUUCUGCCCCAGUUUUUGUAUCAGUUCUUUUGUGGAUUUUCUCAGCAGCCACUAUAUGAUGCUGCUUACCUGACCAUGUACAACAUCUGUUUCACAUCUCUUCCAAUCCUGGCCUACAGUCUGCUGGAACAGCACAUCAGUACUGACACUCUGAUGGCAAACCCUAAAUUAUAUAUGAGAAAUUCUGACAAUGCAAUGUUACAAUGGUUGCCAUUCCUAUACUGGACUUUGCUGGGGGCUUUUGAAGGACUAGUUUUCUUCUUUGGUGUUUACCUGCUAUUCCAGAACCCAUCACUGGAAGGCAAUGGGCAGGUGUAUGGAAACUGGUCUUUUGGAACAAUCAUUUUCACUACAUUAGUGUUUACCGUUACAUUAAAGCUUGCAUUAGAUACUCGAUACUGGACCUGGAUGAACCAUUUGGUCAUAUGGGGCUCCCUGGCUUUUUAUGUAAUUUUUUCCAUAUUUUGGGGAGGUAUCAUUUGGCCUUUCCUCAAGCAGCAACGAAUGUACUUUAUAUUUUCCAACAUGAUGACAUCGGUGUCAGUUUGGCUUGCUAUAAUUCUUUUGAUUUUUGUCAGCUUGUAUCCAGAAAUCUUGCUGAUAAUUUUGAAAAAUAUUAGGACUGCAAGCAACAAGAAGUUGGAGUUUCAGUUACCAAAGCUAACUUCCUACAAAUACAUGGAGAAUGGUUACUUCUCUCCAGUGAGGAUUGAAGAAUACAAACUAAGCCCCUAUUUGUCUUCUUGAGACCUUGAACGUUAACACUCAUUACACUGUGCAAGUCCAUCCACUAACAGCUUACAAUGCAAAAUGUACACUGGAAGCGUGAUAAAUCUCUUCUAGAUAAAUCUUUAUAAUUCGUUAAAUUGUUGUCAGUGUUCAGAACAAAAACACAGAAAGUAGAAGUAUUGAACUUUCAGCCAGUAUCGCAAAGAACAUCAGAGAAGCCUACAAUGAAAGGUUUCUACAUAAGAGAGCCCGGAAAAACACCUACAGAAUUGUAAUAUUUCUCUUGUUACAAGGACUUCUGAUCAUUAAGGCAGUGCUGCUAUUUUCCCCAGUAUUUCCUGCCAAAAUCUCUGGUGCAUGUGCUGUACAUAAAAACUUUCCUUUAUGCAAAAUAUGAACAUUCCUUGACAUUAAAGACAUGUAUGUUCUCAAUAUUUUAA
Messenger RNA from Nanorana parkeri, 4190 nucleotides. RefSeq names its product ATPase phospholipid transporting 11C (gene ATP11C). Gene Ontology annotation, cellular component: recycling endosome; trans-Golgi network; plasma membrane. Gene Ontology annotation, molecular function: magnesium ion binding; ATP binding; ATPase-coupled intramembrane lipid carrier activity. The transcript is spliced from 29 exons. The record is from RefSeq and is a predicted model, not a curated record. NCBI's taxonomy places the organism in Eukaryota, Metazoa, Chordata, Amphibia, Anura, Dicroglossidae. Gene Ontology annotation, biological process: phospholipid translocation. Bases 391 to 3768 code for a protein of 1125 amino acids.